This is a messenger RNA of Closterium sp. Yama58-4, 753 nucleotides long. Lineage: Eukaryota; Viridiplantae; Streptophyta; Zygnematophyceae; Desmidiales; Closteriaceae. The record is from the annotation of a GenBank genome assembly.
AUGGGCGAAAGACACGGUGCAGUGAACACUCCUGGUGACGCCGGGCCAUCCCACAGCGUCAUGAACGUGCCACGGGCCAUCCCAGUGGGUGGGUCAUCAGCCCGUGGAAUGGGCAUAGCAGGGGGAGGAGAAGGGAAAGACGCCUUUGUGAAGGCGAGGGACGAGGAGCUGUGGCACGUGGCGGCUGGGUCGCUGGCCAUGGUGCCUGCUGUGGGGUCUCUCGCUGUGUACUUCCCUCAGGGGCACAUCGAGCAGCAAGUGCUGCUGCAUCAGGUAUCCUCCCCUCCCCGCCCUGCUGCCCACAGGACGCGGAUGCAUUUUCAGUCUUGCUCUGAGGCGGCUACCUCUCAAGCAGCCAUAACAGCUGGAGCACAGGAAGCAGCAGCGGUAGCAGCGGGGGGGAGAGGAAGAGCAGGCGGGGGUGGGGAGGGAGGUGCGAGUGCUGCAGGGCUGAUGUGGGGGCGGGAGGAGCAGGCGGUGAUGUUCUGCAAGACGCUCACAGCCAGCGACACGUCCACCCAUGGCGGCCUCUCCGUGCCUCGCAAGGCCGCCGACACCUGCCUCCCUCAACUGGACAUGACGCAGGACAUCCCUUCUCAGAGGCUGAGAGCCGUUGAUAUCUACGGCAACAGCUGGAUCUUCCGCCACGUGUACAGGGGCUCGCCCAAGCGGCACCUGCUCACGACGGGGUGGAGCGCGUUCGUUUCCAGCCGAGGGCUUGUGGCGGGCGACAGGGUUCUGUUCGUGCGGUGA